GCUUCUUGUUACCAUCUUCCCAGCUCUUGUACUGUCAACCAGCUUUUCGAGAAAAUUACUUAUAACAGAUAUCUGCCUGCUGCUCAAUUACUUGUUCCUUGUUCUUCUGCUCGCUUGUUAAAAUGGUUUCUUACUACACAGUUUUAGGCAAAAAGGUUCCUUCCCAUAUUCUUGCAAUUGCCACAAUUGUUGCUACAGUUGGCGGUAUCGCUCUUCCCAAGUAUAUUCCAUCUUCCAAAUCUGAGUCUCCAAAGGUUGUUCCACCUCCAGUCGAGACUUCUGCUUCUAAAGAUGAGGAAUUUGAUUUUGAAAAAUUGAUCGGUGAUUUCUUAAAAGAAGAACAAAAAUAAUAAUAGCAAUAGCAACAGCAAUAUAUGCCUAUUCCUAUUUAUAACCCAUCUCUGCAUUUAUCUAUGACCUGUUUCCAAAUUAUUAUUCAUACUUUCAAUAUUCUUUUUAGAUGCUAAUAAAUCACUUUAUUACUUUCUGUUCACUUUUCC
Molecule: messenger RNA, 500 nt
Organism: Ascoidea rubescens DSM 1968
Lineage: Eukaryota; Fungi; Ascomycota; Saccharomycetes; Ascoideales; Ascoideaceae
Product: ATP19 family protein
Exons: 2
Coding region: 123-350 (75 amino acids)
Biological process (GO): proton motive force-driven ATP synthesis
Source: RefSeq, a predicted model, not a curated record